AUGUUUGAUCGAUCUAAGAAUGUUUUUUCUAGAAUUGCCAAUUCAACUAUCGAUACUUUCGAUAUUUUUGGAUAAUUACCGACCUUCAGGGUCCUUGACAAAAGUAAGUACACUUCUGUGGUUGGGUGUUGUAUGACCUUCCUAAUAGGAACAGCUACGUUAAUUUACUUAGUGACUGAAAUAACAGCUCUAUUACACAAAGCUGAACCUAAAGUUGUUACAUCUGAGCUUCAGAUAUUUGACUCAACAGUAAUUAUCAAUCCUAUUUAAGUCUUUCCCACUUUUUAAUGAUAAUUUCACUCUUGCUGUUACAAUUGCAACUAAAAAUUCAGAACCCAUUAAAGGGUAAAUGAAAUAUUACAACUUAUCGAUGAGUCAUUGUGUGAGAGAAAGACUAUUAAAUGAAACAACCGGUAAGGUUUAAGUUUCACUAAAGUAAAAAUAAAAGGUAUUUAGUUGCUCCCCAUUGCCUAUUGCCCCUUGUGUUGCUGAAGAUUUUGAUAAUGAGUUAUAGAAAGAAUUUUUCAAAAAUACUAGAUUAGGUGUUGUCUAAUGUAUCAAUCGAACUAGACUUAGGAAUAACCCUCCUGUAAAAUUUUUAUGUUAAUUUAAGGUUUUGUAAGGUCAAAUCUCAGGGUAUAAGUAUUAGUACUUAGUAAUUGAAUUAAGCAUUUGCAAAAAUACUACAGAAUAUUAAGGUUGUGCACCAAUAGAUGAAAUCAAGAAAGUUUUAUCUGCUGGCCAUUAUUCUGUUUAUGCAAGUGAUUAUUUGAUGCAAUUGAAUCAUCCUGAUACACCAUACUCCCAACUUAUUAAUUUAGACAUAAAUAGUUUCUCCAUCUCAACCUCUAAAAUGUUAUAAUGGACUUAUAGAAUAUCAGAAACUCAUACAGAUAAUGGAUUCCUAUUUAGCACAGACUAAGUAGAUUUAAAUUUAAAAAAAUAAGACAGAAGAGAAUAUACUGAGUUAUAUAAUGAUGAUUAUCUUGUUUACCAUUACAUCUAAUUAGAUUACAAAGAAACUAUCUAUUAGAGAUCGUACAUUAAGAUAUAAACAAUAUUAAGUAAAAUUGGAGGAAUUUGGUAAUUAUUUAUGGUAAUGGCUGCCUUAAUUAUAAAUCCAUUAAUAAAUAAUCUGAUGACCAUUUCAAUAGCAAAUGAAUUAUAUAGAUUUCCUAAUUCUGAAAAUUAAAGACCAUAAAAUAUAGAGAUAAUUAAUUUAUAAUAAAGUGAUUAAGUUAUAGAUGUCUAAGAAUAAAUUAGAAGAACUAGAGAAAUUAAUACUGAAGAAAAAUUGUCAACAAGUAUUUAUGAAUCUCUUCUUAUUCUAUUUGGUUGUCAUAAAAAGAAAAAAAAAAUGUUUGCUCAAGUUAAAUAAGAAAUACUUUCAUAAAUGGAUGUGGUGAAAAUCAUUUAAAAGCUACAUGAAGUUGAUCUACUGAAAUUCAUUUUAUUAAAUGAUGAAUAGUAUAAAUUGUUUGAUCUUCUACCUAAACCUAUCUUAUAAGAUGAAAAAUUGUAAAUGGAAGAUAUGGGUAAUGAUUUAAUAUCUGAAGCUGGGUUUUAAAAAAGUUUUAGAGCUAUUAAUAAUAAUAAAAAAUUGUAAUCUAAGAAUCUUAAAGAUUAUUAUUGUUCUUUCUCUUCAUUAUAAUAAGAUAAAAGAAGAAGUAGUGUUGAUGAUAAACUAUUAUCUAUGAUUGAUAGAAAUAUAGUUUAAUUUUUUGAAUAGAUUUAAAUGUCCUAAUAACGUCAAGGAAACUUAAGUCCAUUAGAUCCAUUUUUUAGAUCUAGAAUAGAAGAAUCAAUCAUAGAGCCUAAGAUUUAAAGACCUAAAUGA
Messenger RNA from Paramecium pentaurelia, 1837 nucleotides. Lineage: Eukaryota; Ciliophora; Oligohymenophorea; Peniculida; Parameciidae. The record is from the annotation of a GenBank genome assembly.